AUGCACGACGACGAGCCCUCGCUGAACAUCCCGUCCCUCCUAACGCUAGCAGUCGUGUCAUUCUUCGUGCUCCGCUGGUUCCUCAACCGCGACGACAGUCCCGCAGGCGCCAGCGGCCGGGCUCGUGGCCGAGGCGGCAAUGCCGUCGACCCGGCCCAGGUGGACCAGAUCGCGCAGAUGUUCCCCCAGCUAGGGACCCGAGAUAUCAUGUGGGAUCUACAACGGAAUGGGGGCAGUGUUGCUGCUACGACGGAGAGGAUCUUGACGGGGCGGGGGCUGGAUACUCCGCCUCCCUCAUUCCAACCCCAGAUCCCAACCCGCUCAGCCGGCGCUCCCGCGCAGCAAAGGACUACCUCGGCAACCGCAUCGGCGUUAAAGGGAGACGGACAAGACCUGAUAUCUCGGUACAAUCUCAGCGGCAAGGUCGCCAGCACCGGCAGCGGAGACCUUCCCGAGGCAGCAGCAGCGGCAUCGGGCAAAAGCUCCUGGUCCCAGAACAAGGACGAGCGACAGCGUCUGCUCCAGAAGCGCCGGGAUGAGAUGAUCCUCGCCGCGCGGAGGAAGAUGAUGCAGAAGGAGCAAGGCAGUCCCCAAUGA
Molecule: messenger RNA, 597 nt
Organism: Penicillium lagena
Lineage: Eukaryota; Fungi; Ascomycota; Eurotiomycetes; Eurotiales; Aspergillaceae
Exons: 2
Coding region: 1-597 (198 amino acids)
Molecular function (GO): ubiquitin binding
Source: RefSeq, a predicted model, not a curated record